Molecule: messenger RNA, 512 nt
Organism: Spodoptera frugiperda (fall armyworm)
Lineage: Eukaryota; Metazoa; Arthropoda; Insecta; Lepidoptera; Noctuidae
Product: zinc metalloproteinase nas-26-like
Exons: 4
Biological process (GO): proteolysis
Molecular function (GO): metalloendopeptidase activity
Source: RefSeq, a predicted model, not a curated record
AAUAUUCCAAUAAAUUAUGGUCGGUUUAUAGCAGCUACCCGUUCGUCACCACUUCGCUUGCCGAAAAAUUGGCCUUCCAAUUGGAACUCUGGAGAAAUACCUUACGUGUUUAACUUUUAUUCUAUUGGUGUUAAACGGCUAAUAAGCUUAGUGAAAAAAGGACACAAUUACAUCGAGAAUCGAUCCUGUUUGAAGUUUAAAGAAUAUGAUCCGAAAUACGCAUCAAGUCAGAGUAACUUUACAGUUUUGUAUUACAACUUUUCCGGAGUGCUAGAAAGUUGCUGUUUGCUCUAUUUUAGCAAACCUUAUGGGCGGCGGAUGGUACUUAUAACUCCAACAUGUGCGAUGCCCGCAGAAGUAGCGCACGCGACUUUGCAUGGCAUGGGGCUCCUACACGAACAUCGCGAGCCAUUUAUUGAAGCUGAUGUGCGAGGAAUUUUCUUUUUCAAAACCUGUUCACCUGAAAAAGAAUUAGUAUUCAAUGAAAAGAUGUAAAUGUUAUAUUAUGAAAA